This is a messenger RNA of Amborella trichopoda, 1508 nucleotides long. RefSeq names its product putative 6-phosphogluconolactonase 4, chloroplastic. Gene Ontology annotation, biological process: pentose-phosphate shunt; carbohydrate metabolic process. Gene Ontology annotation, molecular function: 6-phosphogluconolactonase activity. The record is from RefSeq and is a predicted model, not a curated record. Lineage: Eukaryota; Viridiplantae; Streptophyta; Magnoliopsida; Amborellales; Amborellaceae.
UUCCCUAAACGAAAUCGAUCUACUCCAUGAUUCCGAGUGUGUUCUAGGGUUUAUGUUUUCUCGCUUCAAGUAUUGGAUUUUGUAGCUUUUAGGCUGAAAUACUGCCUCACCUUAUCAAGAUGUGUGCUCUAGGGUUCUUUAUUUUCAUUCAUUGAGCUUAGUUCAUUCAUUGAGCUUAGCUUUUGAUUUUAGGGCGGCAUGUGAAAGCAGCAUUUUCUUUACAUCUCAUGUGCCUCUUGAAUCCUUUCUCACUCGACUGCAAUUAUACAAUACGACUUGCACGCAACUCUUUUACCGGUGAAUUUUGGGUUGCCGGAAUCGGGUGGAUUUUGGUAUUUUCUGGCGACCUGAAAAGGCAUCGAGCACCAGACAAAAAAUGCAACCUUGUGUAAUCAAGUCUGGUUUUCAGGUGUUGCCCUGCUCAAUCCACUCUCUGCAACGUUCGUGCCCUAGCUCCCCCAUUUUUAGAAGGCCGUUUUCGAUUGUGAGUGACCCACUUUCUCUCUCAUCAGACCUUUGCACAAGCAAAUUGAAUACCAAGCAAUUACAAAGGAAAAAGAUGAACCAGGCUGCAAUGGGGGAAGCAACAUCUGUAAAGGACAAAGGGAAGUUGCUGGUCUUUGAAAAUGAGGAGGAGCUCAUGGUGGCUUUGGCAAAAUACACAUCUGAAUUGUCAGAGAAAAUUGUCAAAGAAAGAGGAGCUUUUACUGUAGUUCUUUCUGGAGGGUCCCUCAUCAAGUGCCUUGGGAAACUGGUUGAACCUCCAUUUUUUGAUUCUGUCGAGUGGGCACGAUGGCACAUUUUUUGGGUGGAUGAGAGAGUGGUUCCCCUAGAUCAUCCUGAAAGUAACUAUAAGCUGGCUUAUGAUGGUUUCCUUUCAAAGGUUCCAAUUCCUCCUGGUCAUGUUUAUGCUAUCAAUGAUUCACUAUCUCCAGAGGAUGCCGCUGACGAUUAUGAGACUGGUCUUAAGCAACUUGUCCAUUCAGGGGUAGUGGACAUCUCAGCAGUCACUUCCUUCCCCAAUUUUGACCUCAUGCUCUUAGGGAUGGGUCCUGAUGGUCAUGUAGCAUCUCUUUUCCCUGGACAUCAUCUUAUCCAUGAGAACCAACGAUGGGUUACAUAUAUAAAGGACUCCCCAAAACCACCACCAGAACGAAUAACUUUUACCUUCCCAGUUAUCAACUCAGCUUCAAAUAUUGCGCUUGUUAUUGUUGGUGCUGGAAAGGCUGAUAUGAUGAAGAGGGUUCUAUGUGAUGAACAACACUCUGAUCUGCUGCCGGUGCAAAUGGUCUCACCCGUCCAUGGGGAACUCGUUUGGUUUACUGACAAAGAGGCAUCUUCAAAGCUUCCUGGUUCUUCAUUGCUCUGAAUUUGUUGGUUUUAAUAUUAUGAUGUUGUUACUCGAUAACUCUUUUGACAACUUUGUUGCAAGUUGGACUCCUAGUUCAUAAUAUGAGUGUGUGACUUGUUCGAUAUGUUGGUUCUGUUGCAUAAAUAAAACGUUUAUU